UUCUCCUUCCCAACAAUAUGGCUGGCUUCAUUAACAUUUGCUCUUUUCUCUCUCUCUCUCCAUCAUUUCUCCAAUAUCCCAAUCACUUGUUAUGGCCCUCUCCACUUCCCUCAUCUCUUCCUCUCUCCUCUUCCCAACAACCAAAUAUCUCCUCUCUCUCACUUCACAUUCACACCCGCUCAUACUAUUCAAACCGUUAAAAAUACCAGCAGCGCCCAAAAGGUUGAGCCACACCAAGUGCAGUGCCGUCGCGGACUUAAAAGCCCGUACGGACGAUGAUAACAAGGUCUUUGUGGGUCCCACCGGCGAGGAAGAUCGGAGGAGGGAGAAGGUCGUGGCGGAGUACGAUUGGACGGAGGAGUGGUACCCUCUGUACCUCACCAAGAACCUCCCUCACGACGCGCCGUUGGGUCUCACUGUCUUUGAUAAGCAGCUCGUUUUGUACCGGGACGGCGCCGGCGAGUUGCGGUGUCAUGAAGAUCGGUGUCCCCACAGAUUGGCAAAACUAUCAGAAGGGCAGAUAAUAGAUGGAAGACUGGAAUGCCUAUACCAUGGUUGGCAAUUUGAAGGUGAUGGAAAAUGUGUAAAGAUCCCUCAGCUUCCAGCUGAUGCCAAGAUUCCUCGAGCGGCAUGUCUGAAGCCGUACGAGGUUAGAGACUCCCAAGGCGUAAUAUGGGUUUGGAUGUCCCAAAAGGCUCCACCAAACCCCAGUAAGCUCCCUUGGUUCGAGAACUUCGCGAGGCCCGGCUUCAACGACAUCUCAACUAUCCACGAGCUCCCAUACGACCACUCCAUACUUUUGGAGAAUCUCAUGGACCCUGCCCACGUUCCCAUCUCGCACGACCGCACGGAUUGGACGGCUAAGAGAGAGGACGCGCAGCCAUUGGCUUUCAAAGUGAGUGAACGUUCCGACCGAGGCUUCGCAGGGUGGUGGGGCCGAUCAUCCGAACCGGAGUUGCUUAACUACUUGCGGUUUGAUGCGCCGUGCGUUCUUCAGAACAAUCGCGAGAUUGUGGACAAGAAUGGAGAGAAGCAUUACUUCACAGGUUUGUUCUUGUGCAGACCGAGUGGGCAAGGGAAGUCCAUGCUGAUUGUGAGGUUUGGGAACACAAGAAGAUCACCUUUGAUUAAGUUGUUUCCUGAGUGGUACUUCCAUCAGAAUGCUUGUAAAGUAUUUGAGCAAGACAUGGGAUUUCUCUCCUCCCAAAACGAGGUUCUCAUGAGAGAAAAAGUACCUACCAAAGAGCUUUACCUCAACUUGAGGUCUUCAGAUACUUGGGUGGCUGAGUACAGGAGGUGGAUGGACAAGGUGGGUCAUGGAAUGCCCUAUCAUUUUGGGCACAGCACCAUAUCACUACCCAAAGAGCCAGCUGUGGUGGAACAUGCCCCUGCUGGAGUAGUCGCAAAUGUUUCGGCUUCCUCCCCGGCCAAGGGAGGGAUUGGGACAGUGCACGCUCCCAACUUGGCCAACCGAUAUUUCCGGCAUGUCAUUCAUUGCAAAGGGUGUAGAGAGGUUGUCAAGGCUUUCCAAGCGUGGAAGAAUGGCCUCUCUGCUGUUGCCGUGGUGUUGGCUGCGCUGGCGAUACUGGCAUCCGGAAGACAAUGGAAGGCGCUUCUGUUGGUGACAGCGGCCUUGUGCUCUGGUGGCGCCUAUGCGUGCCAUUCUGCUGUGGUUUUGAAUACAACGAACUUCAUUAGGACGCACAGGAGAUUGUGAACCAUCAAAUGGUAUCAUUUGUUUCUGAGGCCAAGGACUUGGACUUUCAAGUGCUGGUGUAUAGUUGGUGGAAAAUGCUAUCGAACCCAAAAUAUAGUCACAACACUAAAUGUGAACAUAGUGAUUGAUCUUUUUUCUUUUCUUUUCUUUUCUUUUGGGUGAUGAGAUAUUUGUUCUAUAAGAUUUAUUGUAUAGAUGGCAUGGACAAGUAUAUUUCCGUA
Morus notabilis is the source of this 1938-nucleotide messenger RNA. RefSeq names its product protein TIC 55, chloroplastic. Gene Ontology annotation, biological process: protein targeting to chloroplast. Gene Ontology annotation, cellular component: chloroplast. NCBI's taxonomy places the organism in Eukaryota, Viridiplantae, Streptophyta, Magnoliopsida, Rosales, Moraceae. The transcript has 3 exons. Bases 92 to 1717 code for a protein of 541 amino acids. Gene Ontology annotation, molecular function: 2 iron, 2 sulfur cluster binding; chlorophyllide a oxygenase activity. The record is from RefSeq and is a predicted model, not a curated record.